AAAAGAAAACAAAAUUUAUUUGUUUUUGAUUUUCUGACAAAAUCACUCUGGUUGACCUCAAAAGUUCAGUAAUUUCCAGUUUCCACGCCGAUCUAAAAAACAGAGACGGUGGUUUUCAUUCAAAAAUCUUCAAAUUAGAACCCUUGCCCUAAUUUAAUCUUGAUUUGAUCGGCAUAAUAUGGCGGUUCCGGUGCUGGGUGGGUUUCCGAUCUUCUUGGUAGUGAGAGUUCUGGGUUUCAUCAUUGCGGCUUUGGUUCUGACAUGGAAUGUUCACUACAGAGGAGGAUUAGCUCUUGCUUCCGAUAGCAAAGAUCUCAUCUUUAAUGUUCAUCCAGUUUUGAUGGUGAUAGGACUCAUACUCUUCAAUGGUGAAGCAAUGUUAGCAUACAAGUCAGUCCAAGGUACAAAGAACUUGAAGAAACUGGUUCAUCUUACACUACAAUUCACAGCUUUUAUCCUAAGCCUUAUCGGAGUAUGGGCUGCUCUCAAGUUCCAUAUCGACAAAGGGAUCGAGAAUUUCUACAGUCUCCAUUCAUGGCUCGGCCUAGCUUGUCUCUUUCUCUUCGCCUUCCAGUGGGCUGCAGGGUUUGUGACUUACUGGUACCCGGGCGGUUCAAGAAACAGCCGAGCCAGCUUGAUGCCGUGGCACGUGUUCCUGGGGAUCUACAUAUAUGCAUUGGCCAUAAUGACUGCAACCACAGGGAUACUUGAGAAGUUGACGUUCCUGCAAGUGAAUCAGGUGAUAACUCGGUAUUCCACAGAAGCAAUGGUAGUUAACACAAUGGGAGUUUUGAUUCUUCUUCUUGGUGGUUUCGUGGUACUCGCUUUGGUUACACCAGUCAACGGCAAAAAUCAAGUCCUUACACAGUAGAGAGAAACUCAAAAAAGAUGAAUUUUUUUACAAUAAACAUUUGUGAUGAUAUUGAGUUUAUUUAAAGUGAUUUUAA
This is a messenger RNA of Eutrema salsugineum, 947 nucleotides long. Its product is annotated as probable transmembrane ascorbate ferrireductase 2. The record is from RefSeq and is a predicted model, not a curated record. Gene Ontology annotation, molecular function: oxidoreductase activity. Lineage: Eukaryota; Viridiplantae; Streptophyta; Magnoliopsida; Brassicales; Brassicaceae. The transcript is spliced from 4 exons. Bases 179 to 871 code for a protein of 230 amino acids.